UAGGCGACAGCAAUUCUUUGUGUAGAGAACUUGACUUAAAGAAUAUAGUCAGAUUCUUAGCCUUUCACAGUGAUAAAUACAAAGCAAAACAAUGAUCCAUCAAGCAAAGUAACGCAGAUCGUUGAGAUGGUUAUGUUGGUAUAAUGUAUGCAUAUUAUAUUGUGUACUGUGCGCAAGAACCUUCCGAGCAGAGGAAAAAUGGACAGGGUGCAAGAGAUAACGUUGUCGUCACUCUGUGAUUCAGAUUUUGUAAAGCCGUUUAGAAUGAAUUACACACAGAAUGGCAUUGAAAAAAUAUGGGACUUGAUAAAAAUACAUAACAGUGUUUCCAUUUUUAUAUACAACACUACAAGAAACGUAUUGGUAUUUGUAAAACAGUUUCGACCAGCAGUGUAUCUUGCCAGCAUUCCUGAACAUGAUCGAGGGAUGAAAAUUGAUACAAGUAAAUAUCCACCAGAAAGUGGAAUUACUCUUGAGCUAUGUGCUGGUAUUGUGGACAAGGACUUACCUCUUGAAGAAAUAGCAAGAACUGAGGUGCUGGAAGAAUGUGGUUAUGAUGUUCCAGUCUCAAAAUUUGAGAGAAUUAUUGCAUAUAGGUCAGGAAUAGGUGUCUCUGGAGAUAAGCAAACCAUCUUCUAUACUGAAGUGACUGAUAACAUGAAAGUUGGAGAGGGGGGUGGAAAUCUAGAAGAAGGUGAGUUUAUUGAGGUGGUAGAAAUGACCAUUCCAGAAGCAAAGAAGUAUGUGGACAAAGGCACAGUACAGAGCCCUGGUGCAUUUAUUUUUGCCUUAUUUUGGUUUUUCCAAAAUAAGUGUACUUCAUAAUGUGCAAUAUAUAAUGUUAAUUACUAUAAGUAUAAUUGUAUUUUG
This is a messenger RNA of Zootermopsis nevadensis, 870 nucleotides long. RefSeq names its product uridine diphosphate glucose pyrophosphatase NUDT14. Gene Ontology annotation, biological process: ribose phosphate metabolic process; nucleoside phosphate metabolic process. Gene Ontology annotation, molecular function: UDP-sugar diphosphatase activity; metal ion binding. The record is from RefSeq and is a predicted model, not a curated record. Lineage: Eukaryota; Metazoa; Arthropoda; Insecta; Blattodea; Termopsidae.